AUGUACAAUUUCAGCACUGAUCCUUUUAAAGUAGAAACAAUUCCAAAGUUCAGGAAUUUUGAGAUUAGUAUUGUUCGUCCACCAGCUCAGAAUUCUGAUGCAACUUAUGAGUUUGUUUCAACAAUUAAAGCAAUUAAUCAAGUAAAACCACCUGAACCAGUUCCAAUUCCUCCAAGAGGACAAUUUUUCGAUUUUGCAACAAUCUCAGAUUACGAAAAGCAAUUUCCUUUUGCAGCCAAUCCAAUUUACAAAGAUGUCCGCAAUUUCAUGGUUGCUAUAUCACAAAUAUUCAGCAAUCGAUAUGUUCCAUUCACAUUAUACCGUAGAAAUAUAAAGGCACCAAUCAAUUUCACCUAUGCCGUUUGGAAAUUUUUAACUGAUCAUGGUCUUAUUAAUUACGCCUGCAAGCCAAAUACAAGACCUCAGUGUAUAGUUCCAGAUGCAACUAACUGGCCGCACCUUCUUUAUACCCAUGACGACACGAUUAUGUCAGAAUCAACUUAUGAUUCUAAAAUCAACCCAACGCCUAACAUUCCUCCCAAUCCGAUUCAGCCAUUCUCCCUUAUGUGUGCUCCCUACUUCACUCCAGAGCGCAGCAGAAAAGUUGCUGAAGUUUCUUCGAUUAUGCACCUUGGAAACUGGACCCUUGACGAGAACAAUAGGAUGAAUGAGGUUCUUAAAGAGCUAAAUAGGAACCCUGACAUACCAUCGAACAACUGGCAAGCGAUAUCCGACCUUGUUUCAACAAGAACACCAGAAGACUGCGCCCAACAAGUUGCUAUGUAUCCUAUUACAGCUUUCGAAUUUGAAAAACCACCUCUGAUAUCUUACAAAGAGUUUGCUCAACCAAAAGAAUUAAUCAGGGACGAAGUACUUAAAAAGAACAAAGAAAUGCGAAUAGUUUACAAAGCUACGGAAGUUCUCGGCGAAGAGAAGUCUGCAAAGAUAAUUCGUGGAGAAAAAGUCGAUGAAAUUGAUUCAGCUGAAGCUGGUGCUGCUGCCAUAGCUUUGGAAAAGAUUAAAGCAAAUACAGAAGUUUACAGAGCUCAACAGAAGAAGAAAAUGCUUGCAAUCUUGAGAAUGAUCGUUGAUACAACGAAACAAAGCAUUGCUUGCAAGACUAAGAUGAUUAGUGAGCGUGGACAAGCCCAGGUUGUACCAACCACGGAUAGCGAUGGCUCAACAGACGAUUUUAGAUAA
Trichomonas vaginalis G3 is the source of this 1200-nucleotide messenger RNA. RefSeq names its product chromatin remodeling. Gene Ontology annotation, molecular function: protein binding. The transcript has a single exon. Bases 1 to 1200 code for a protein of 399 amino acids. The record is from RefSeq and is a predicted model, not a curated record. NCBI's taxonomy places the organism in Eukaryota, Parabasalia, Trichomonadida, Trichomonadidae.